Molecule: messenger RNA, 1870 nt
Organism: Stegostoma tigrinum
Lineage: Eukaryota; Metazoa; Chordata; Chondrichthyes; Orectolobiformes; Stegostomatidae
Gene: mzt1
Product: mitotic spindle organizing protein 1
Exons: 3
Coding region: 77-364 (95 amino acids)
Biological process (GO): mitotic spindle assembly; microtubule nucleation by interphase microtubule organizing center; gamma-tubulin complex localization
Cellular component (GO): interphase microtubule organizing center; spindle; centrosome
Source: RefSeq, a predicted model, not a curated record
UUUAGUUUUUUUUAAAGAUGUGGUGAUGUAAUGGGCGGGGACCGGGCGGCUGUGGUUCCGGGUGAAAGGUGGAGCAAUGGCGAACGCUGCUAACCUGAACGCGGUGAGGGAGACCAUGGACGUUCUUCUUGAAAUUUCAAGAUUGCUGAAUACUGGUCUUGAUAUGGAGUCUCUAUCAAUUUGUGUCCGACUUUGUGAACAAGGGAUCAAUCCUGAGGCGUUGGCUUCAGUUAUCAAGGAGCUGCGGAAGGCUGCUGACUCACUUAAAUGUUCACCCUCACUGUCAGUACUGAAGACAGACAGUUUAUCCCAUCCUACGCCACCUCUCCUGACUUGUUUUCUGGAAUCUGUGACUCCUGUCUAACCACUGCCAGAGAAGUCGACAUUGAUGACAAUGAGCAGGGGUUUGGUGGUGUGAUAUCACUGUCACAGAUGAAAGUUGGAGGAGGUCGAUCGCUGUUGGGAAUGAAGAAGGUUGAGCUCAAUGUUCGCACUAAACAAAGAAAUACCAGCCAUGAUGAAUGAAUAAUUCUCAACAUACAGCCAUGGGACAUUUAAACUUAUCAGAAUAUAGCAUCUAUUGUUGCUGUAAAAAAGGGUCAUAGUUUGACUUUUUCUGACUAUUUGCACUACAAAAGAACAGUUGCAUUUCAGGUAUGCUUCACAUUUCUGAAGGUCCAGCAAGGAACAGCUUGGCUCUAACACAAACAAGGCACAGCAGAAUGGCAAUGCAAUGGAAAUCAUCACUCCUUGAAAUAUCCAUGUCAUAGAUUUAGGAUACAGCUUCUGUGAAACGCAAACACAAAUACAAGUAUAGGCAAGUUGAGCUAACAGUGCUGUGUCUGAUAAUUCAGUGUCCUUUUCUGCAGUGGUCAAUGUGCCACAAUUUGGCAGAUAUCAAGUCAAAUGCACUUUGUAUUUUCAAUGGAUCUGAAGACAAAUGUAAAAUCAUUGUGUGUGCAUAUCCAGCAGAGGAGCUGAGGAACAAAACAAUGCAUUGUAUUGUACAGCUAGUGUUCGAUCAUGUAGCAUAGACAGAAGAUCUUUUUUUAUAAAGGAAUAAUCUUUUGCCUGUGGAAACAUUUCUUUCAAAAAAAAACAAAGGAUUGUAAUAUUUCACAUGUACUUUGAUUUGGGCAAAUUAAUUCAUAUAAAUCAUGUUUAGACUAAUUCUAGCUACUGAACACAGAAUCACGACAGUGUGGAAACAGGCCCUUCUGUCCAACAAGUCCACACCGAACCUCAGCAUACCACCCAGACCCAUCCACCUGUAACCCACCUAAUCUACACAUCCCUGGACACUGUAGGCAAUUUAACAUGGCAAUUCAGCUAACCUGCACAUCUACACUGUGGGCAGAAACCCACACAGGCAUGGGGAGAAUGUGCAAACUCCACAUAGACAGUCGCCCGAGGGUGGAAUUGAACCCGGGUUGUUGGUGCUGUGAGGCAGCAGUGCUAACAGCUGAGCCACUGUCACCCCACAAGUGAGGAAGCACGUCAUCUCUGGGUGGCUUUGAACCACCAACCUUCCAGUUAAGAGCUGAACAAGCUAACCGAUUGUGACACAGAUCUACCCAGAAGUUACACGAAUGGAGUGUGAAUAAAAUUUGUUAUUUCAGUUUUACCUACUGUAUCCUAUUGAAACAUCCCUUUUUUUUUUAAAGACUUCAGGAAUUGGUCAGUCAUCAUAAUUUAAAUAUUGUAGUUAAACGUUUGACCAACUGCAGUGCAGUGUUGAGCACUUUUUAACAUAUUUGAAUAAUAUAGGCAAAGUGGACAUGAAAAACAAAACUAUACUUUAAACACAAACUUCACAUUUAUUGUACCAGGAAAAAUAACAAGUAUCUGUUCUGUAAUAUGGAUGUUGUUU